GGGAUUGUAUAGUUGUAAAGGGUCGAAACGUGCCCAACACCCUUCAAAGUCUGUCACUAUUAAUGAGAGUGCAUGAUGCGUCCGUAUAUUUGAUGCUUGUAGUGACAAAUGUGGUGCGUCUUCUCCUAACCGGGGAAGCCAACAGUGACCCAUAUGACGAACAAUAAUUAUAACUACGGCGGCAACUACCCUCCUGUCAAUAACCGGGCGCCUACUUCCCAGCAAAGCUUCGCGACUUCCAGUGCAACAGCUGGGGAUCCAUACUAUGGCGCACAGUCGUCCGCGACGCCAACGCGAACGUACCCAAAUAAUGAUUACCAGUAUCAGCAAUACCCACAACAGGCCAGCGCGAAUAAUGGCGGCGGGUAUAAUUGGGGUGUUUAUUCUGGGGGGAAGGCGACUGCGGCCACUGGCAUGGAUAGUUUAAGCAAUCCCAGUGUCCCGGAACAAACCCUUAACACUACGACCAAGUCAAACUCGCACAAUACCUAUGAUACAAGCGGCCUGGGAAAUCUAGCCUACGCUUCAGGUCUCAAUUAUAACUCUGCUGCGGCAACGGCGCAGAAUAUGGCGAGAUAUUCUGGGGCGAGUGUGUACCACAACACCCCCUCACAAGUCAACGAUCGUCCAAGGCAAGAUAGCACCAACGCAAGGGCUUCACAGGCUACUGGAACCCACUCGCAGAUACAUGCCCCUGAGCUAAAUGCCGGGAUGAAAAACGGGGCUGCAUAUAAUCUCCCAACGCCGUCGCCUGCGUAUCCUCAGUCUCUGAUAAACUCAUAUCCUCAACGCUCUACCAAUACGACGAUGCCUAGUGGAGGAACCCCUGUCACUUCGAUAGCCCCGCAUACAAUGGAACCGUCUUCUCGAAACAUGCAACAAAGCCAGUAUGCACCGUUUACCCCAUCGCAACCUCAAAAGCUAGCGGCAGCGAGAGCUUUUAAGCAGGAGCAAAGCCGCCAGAAGUCGACCCCCCCUGCGGCACCCGUAGCCAGGAGAACUGUGAAUACAAGUUCAAAUGCAUAUAUUAACCAACCGCGCUCGCAGGCCGCUCGCGGCCCUAAUAACCAGAGUGGGAGGGCAAUCCAAACCAGCCCCCCGCCAGCCGCCACUUUGCCUCCUGCUAAGAUGUCUACGAAUGUGAUCCGUAGAAUAGGCGAUGGACAAACGCCUACUACACAAAAUAUUAAUAGCCAACCAAACCAAUAUCAGUCUGCGCCUACGUCCCAGCUGCCACCAACGUCCACCUAUCUCCCGCUGCCCAAGCAGGUGUCAACUGCUCGCAACCAACAGCUUCCACAGCCACAGAGACGGCCAUCACCUGACAGACCUACCACUGUAGACCCAAGCCAUGUUUAUAAUAGUUACCAUGAGUAUCAGAAACAAAUAGAAGCCGCAGAAGCGGAAGCAGCGAGACUCGCCAAACUAAAAGAGAUGGCGGCCGCAGAAGAACAACGACGGCAAGAGGCUUUGAGGGCCCAGCAGCAAAAGGAAAGAGCAGAUAUGGCAGGGGCCGCGGUCCAAGCAGCAAUGACCCUCGCCCAUACGAUAUCUGCCAAUAAUGCAGCAGAGCCGGAAUCUGAGUCUGAAGAGAGCGAGGAGGACGACCAAGGACAAGAUUCUAACAAUGUUGACGACGUUAAUGAAGAUGAGCAGCAGGUUACUACAUCGUCUAUUUCUGAGAACAUAUCUCACCCUGUGUCUGCGGCACUAGUCAAUUCGAAGGGGAAAGCUCCGGCCCCAUCCGUACCAGUGCAAAUGACAGGGCCGCAGGAACCGCCCAAAGACGAUACUGCAGUGACAAUGGAGGAAGAGAUGCGAAGGAUGGUUCAAAUACUACGAGACUACCAGUCAAAAGAUCCCAAGCUAUUCCUCCAGGUAUGGUCCCCAGUGAGGAAAACUGGCGCCGGUCAAUCACCUCAGCCACAAGCAGAAGGAUCCCAGACCCAAGGCAGCCCAGUGACACAACCGGCUGAAGCGACACUACAAAGUCCAACUCCAAGCACUUAUCAGCCAGCACCAGCACCUAAAGCUACUGCGGCUAUUACAGCACCAAUGCCUGCACCUGCACCAUCUCCCGCAUCAAAGGGCAGAAAGGUAACGCUGCAAAGCCCGGGUAGUUCGGAGUCGCCAUCAACACAGGCUAAGCCCGUGACUAAAGAAGCUAUCAAUACUAGGAGGAGGGCAAAGCGGCCUAGAAGGUCAAGGGCCACGCUAGCUGAGCGCGCAGCCGCUGAACUUGCGGAGGCUGAGGCUAAGGUGGCGGCUGCGACCGCGGCGGCUUCUACCACGAUACCUGCUGCACAAGAGCCUGCACUGGUGACACCUGGCAAGCUGGAUGUGGUUGGAUCCCAAGGGAAUAAUAAACCUACUACGAAUACCCCUGGAGUAGCAUCCAUUUCCCAACCACCCCAGAGGGCUUCCUCUAGUACAGCAACGCCAGUCGUUGUCAGUAAUGCGGCGGCUAACACAAAGCCAGUCAACGGCACCCAACAAACACCGGCUGCGGCAUCACAAGUCACAGGUCGUGCUCAACGUCCAAGCCCUGCUGCAAUUCUGCCACCAUCUCAGCAAAGUUCGACAUGGCCUACAGAUAAGAGAGACGCCAUCGCAAUAACAGCCGCAAGUGUCCUCAAUGAGAUCCCAGAGAAUGCCGGGAAGAAAAUCUUGGCGCGACAAAUCCGGGACAUGUUGGAAGGCAACCCAAGUUAUCUUGAGUUGUGUGAAAUGAUUGAGAAACUAGGGUUCAAAAUGGAUAGAGCGCGGUUUGCCAAAACUUUACUUGCUAUCUUACCUCGCGGUUCCAAGCCUAGGCCUCAACCACCCCGUCCUGCGGCCGUUACCCCAACAUUAUGGCAAACGGCCUCUGUUCCCUCUGCACCUCAAGCACAGGUGUCCCAGCAGAAUACACCACAACCAAUACCACCUGCGGCAGGGGCAGCAGCAGGGCAGGCUGCGAUAAUACCUCCAUUGACACCUGGGACCACACAGGCUCCACCACAUGCCUGCCAGACGCCGGGUUCUGGGACUCCUAAUAAUGGGAAGGAGCGUCGCCCAGUGGAUAGGCCGCGAAAAGACGGGCUGCCUCCGAUGUCUCCAUUUAGUGGUUCGAGGGCGGGUCGUAGACCAGGCAGGCCACAGAAAGACGGGCAGCCUGCGGGGUCUCCAUAUGCUAUGACUACAACAGCGGCUGAUACGUCUAAAUCAGUAGCCACAGAUUCGCCAAAUGCACCGGCCCAAGCCCCCAUGCCUACAUCAGUAACCACUACUUCGCCAAAUGCACCAGAUCUACACCCUCCGCCUGCGCCAACAACCAUAGCUUCGCCGAAUGCAUCGACAACAACAGCCCCGCCAACUGCGACAGAACAGCCGAAAGCACCGCCUGCAUCGCAGGGCCUAGGACACUCAGCUCCAUUGGCUACCGAAGAGAUACACCACAUGUCGCUCCUACAGGCUUAUGUGGGCAAACCCUGGCGAGUAUCAAAACCAGACUCGGGAGGAGCUCGUAGUACUUAUUCGUCGCCAUACCAGAACGAUGUUCCUCCUCCUCCAAAAGGUGGUUGGAAGACGUGGCGAGACUCAACAACAACAACAACAACGCCAACACAUCAUUAUCCCCCUCGUCACAGUUAUUCUAACCCAAUACCUCACCCGCCUCAUCACAAUAUUUCCAACCCACCUCAGUAUGGACCACCUCAGCAUGACCCAUUCCUACCAUUGGCAUAUCCCUACCACCACCACGGAAAGCAGCUGCCACAAAAUGUGUAUGCUGCACCUCAGCCGGCGUGGGCACCGGCGCCGGUUGUUCCUGCAGCUCCUUUAACAAAGGAGGCACAAGCAAGGAAAAGAACCUUUGCUGAGAUUAUUGAUCUCACAAAGGGUGAAUCCUCGGACGAAGGGGAGGAGCACAAUGAGAAGAGGCAACGCGUCGAUGCCACUGCCGGCGAUCGGAUCAAUAAUUUGUCCGCUGGGCACGGGCCAAUAACAGGAGAGGUUCCAACGCGACCAACACAACCUAAACCCCUCCCUUUUCAACAUCACCAUCAACCUCACACAAAUACACCUCCUCACAACAAUGCCACGAACAUAACCGUCAAUCCUCAAGUUCAAAUCACUAGAAACCCACUUCUAGAAUACGACGGAAUCGUAAAGAGCAUUGAUCGUUCCUUUGCUCUGCGCAAAUCGCGGUACGACCCAAAGACCAUCGCACGUGACAUUCUCAUUUCCACCGGCAGGCAUCCUACACAAAGAAGCCUGAACGGGCAUCUCAAGCAACUGAAAGAAAGAUUCACAAAAGUUGAUAACACCUCCGAUCUCAGCACCUUCCGCUGGGACAUCGUCGACCCAGGCGGUGCAGAAGUGGGAUCAGCAAACAUGCUUCCCUACGGUCCUAACAAACCCGUCCCUUACCCCCUCCAUCUCACCGAAGGUACGCACAAGAAUUACGGUCCUAGCCGCCCAAGCGGCCUCCGCAAUGAGACUUCCCAAGCAAACUUCGCUAUGGUAAUCUCAGACGACCCUAACGGCGAUGACGAAGAAAUGGACGAGAUCGACGAGAUCGCUGCCGAACCCGCCGCCCCCGCCCCCAAGCGCCGACGCCGCCCUCCCCGCGACCCUAACGCCGUCAAGCCCACGCCUGCAAAGCGCGUCCUGACUCGCACCCGCAGAACCCCUGGCGGCCCCGCCGCAGCUGCUGCCGACGACGAAGAGCUUGAGGUCCCGCCUACUAAGCGCCGUGGCCGCGGUCCCGGGAAGGCUAAAACUCCGGAGAUUCCGUACUCUUGUCUCGGACAACCGACCUACAUUCCCUUUCUGUGCGAGUGGCGCGGCUGCAAGGCUGAGUUGAUGAAUCUUGAGACGUUGAGGAAGCAUGUUUAUAUUGUCCAUGGGAAGGCGACUAAGGUUGCGGAGUUCGUGGCCAAGCCCUGCUUGUGGGGGAAGUGUGGGAAGAAAUCCCAGUCGCGUGAUGGGGAUGGAGAUGAGGAGAUGGGUGGUGUAGUACAGGAGGAGGUGUUUAGUGAUGAAGAGGCGUUUAAGGCUCAUAUGGAGAAAGCGCAUAUUGUGCCUAUGGCGUGGCAUAUGGGUGAUGGACCGCGUGGUACCACUACUGACGGCAACGAAUCCGACCACACCUCCUACCUCAACUCCCCCAUCAGCGGCCGCCCCAUCACCCCCUCCAUCGCCAACCAAGGCGUCGUUACUACCAUCCGUCGUCGCCGUGGACGCGCACCAGCGAGUAGAAAGGCCUGGUCGCAGUGGGAGUACUGGUGUGGACCUAAAUACGUGUUGAAGUCUGCGCAACGCCAGGGAGGGUUUAAGAGUACGUAUGCGCAGGGGGUGUGGAAGGGGGGGGGAAGGAGCUGGAGAGGGAGUAUGGGGGGGAGAUGA
Messenger RNA from Pseudogymnoascus destructans, 5388 nucleotides. RefSeq lists its product as uncharacterized. Lineage: Eukaryota; Fungi; Ascomycota; Leotiomycetes; Thelebolales; Thelebolaceae. The transcript has 3 exons. The record is from RefSeq and is a predicted model, not a curated record. The coding region runs from base 154 to 5388 and encodes 1744 amino acids.